UGAAAGUAGUUACUAAAUCCCAUUUUGAUUGCUUUGAGAUUUUCGUGUAACAUUAUUUUUGUUCAUACGCUACAUUGAGUACGUAAUCAGCAUUUUGAUGGAGGUAAAAUAGAUUUAAUUUCAAUAAUUCCUAAAUAUGUAAAUCGUUAUAAUUACCAGAUUCAUUAUAUUUAUUACGCUGCACCCAAAACUAUUUAUGAUAAAAUAAUUAGCAUAAUUGAAGCGUACCUAUAAAUAUUCGAAUUCGCAGUCGAAUUAAUUCAUUCGCACUGGUAGUUUCCAAUUAAUCGUAUUCCGAAAAUGGCGAUGAAAGUUUCAUCACGAACACUUUUGCUGAUCGAGAAAUCGCAAGUUCGUCAAAAUUCUGAUAAAGUGACCAUGAGUAGCGACGUCAAGGAUUUCGAAGAAGAAUUCCAGGCAGAAGCUGACAUCUCAUCAAUAUACGGCAACAGUUACAUCACGCAAAAGACGAUAGUCAAUCAGUUACAUUUGGAAAUCGAUGUGUUGGAAAGAAUGCUGAAAAGGAAAAAGAAGCAGGUUCUGAGAGAAGAGAAUGUUUUAAGUACUUACAAAAAAAUGUACAACUCUAUCGUCCCAAACAAGAGGAAGAAACGGGAUUGUGUUUACCAACAUUUCGACUGUCUCAAUUGCAGUGACAAAGUGUAAACGUUGGUACAUCCCCCCAGUGCAUUCGAAACCAGGUUAUAUUUAAUACCAGUAACUUAGAGUAAUGAAAUUUUCUCGGUUUAGUAAAUGUGAUUAGUUAUUAUUGUCAUUAUGUUAAAU
Messenger RNA from Photinus pyralis (common eastern firefly), 786 nucleotides. RefSeq lists its product as uncharacterized. Lineage: Eukaryota; Metazoa; Arthropoda; Insecta; Coleoptera; Lampyridae. The coding region runs from base 301 to 666 and encodes 121 amino acids. The record is from RefSeq and is a predicted model, not a curated record. The transcript is spliced from 2 exons.